Messenger RNA from Solanum stenotomum, 471 nucleotides. Its product is annotated as secreted RxLR effector protein 161-like. Lineage: Eukaryota; Viridiplantae; Streptophyta; Magnoliopsida; Solanales; Solanaceae. The record is from RefSeq and is a predicted model, not a curated record. Bases 1 to 471 code for a protein of 156 amino acids. The transcript has a single exon.
AUGAAGAAUUGCAAUCCCGCCGAUACUCCAAUUGAGUUUGGUUUGAAGCUAAACAAAGUUGGAAGAGGAGAUAUGGUAGACAACACACUCUACAGGCAAAUUGUAGGUAGUUUGAUGUAUGUUACUGCUACAAGGCCCGACAUCAUGUAUGCUGUAAGUCUUAAAAGCAGGUAUAUGGACAGCCCUGCAGAAAGUCAUUUGCUAGCUGCCAAGAGAAUCCUUCGCUACUUACAAGGAACUAAGGAUUUUGGUUUGUUCUACAAGAAGGGUGAAAAAUAUGUUUUGAUUGAUUUUGCUGAUAGAGAUUAUGCAGGAGAUCAAGACGAUAGAAAGAGCACUUCAGGCUAUGUUUUUGUGCUAGGUACAGGGGCUGUUUCAUGGUUUCUAGAAAGAAAAAAAUUGUCACUUUAUCGACUACUAAAGCGAAAUUUGUUGCAGCUACAACUUAUGCUUUUCAAGUUGUUUGGUUGA